AUGCCGCUGGAUGCCACCCCGCCCCAGCGGGAUUCGUGGUUCGCGCCCCUGUCCAUCGACCUCAUCGUCAAGGUCCUGAAGACUAGUUUCUUCCACCCCUUCAUCGCCUGGAUUGUCCCGCUAUGCUUCCGCGCCCAAAACAUGUUUUGGGACGCACCACCCAUGCUCGUCUCUAUCGCCUGGGCCACGCUCAUCUCGCUAUCCUGGAUCGCCGCCACCAUUAACGAGCGUGUCGCUUUCGGUCUACCGCGCGAGGUUGAUUUGAGCGAGGAAGUUAUCGUCAUAACGGGUGGAGCGAGCGGGCUAGGCUUACUGAUUGCCGAAGUGUAUGGUAUGCGCGGCGCUACAGUUGCUGUGCUGGAUGUGGCUGAGAUGGAGAAUGGCGAGGCUCGGGGCGUGACCUACUACAAGUGCGAUGUCACGGAUAAGGACCAAAUUGCCCGCGUGGCCGCCGAGAUCGAGAGAGAUCUCGGAACACCAACGGUCCUAAUCAACAACGCAGCUAUCGUCAUUGGAAAGCCCCUCCUCGACCUCACCUUCCCCGAGAUUGAACGCUCCCUAUCGACCAACCUACUCAGCCACUUCUACACCCUCAAAACCUUCCUGCCCGCUCUGGCGCGAAAUGAGCGCGGGGGCACCAUUGUGACUGUCUCAUCUGUCAUCGGUACUGUUGGAGCGGCUCAAUUGACCGACUACGCGGCUGCCAAAGCCGGCAUUUCGGCUUUGCACCGCUCACUCGCCGCCGAGCUUCGCCAGUCGCACCCAAAGAUUCGGACCGUUCUCGUCACGCCGGGCCAGCUAAGCACUCCGCUCUUCUACGGGGUGCAGACGCCUAACCGCUUUAUUGCUCCCGUUGUUGAGCCGGUUGAUGUCGCCAAGGAGAUUAUUGCUGCGAUUGACCAUGGCAAGAAUGCCGCGAUUGGCAUGCCGUUGUAUGCGCGGUGGAUUGACUGGUACCAUGUGCUACCAGUCGCGUUGCAGGCAAUUGCGAGGCGGUUGGCGCAGGUUGAUCGGGCGAUGGACACGUUUGUGGGUAGGAAGGGGUUAAAGAGGGAGAGCAGCAAGGAGGGUCCACUGAUAGAAGAUCUGUAG
Dichotomopilus funicola is the source of this 1092-nucleotide messenger RNA. RefSeq lists its product as uncharacterized. The transcript is spliced from 2 exons. The record is from RefSeq and is a predicted model, not a curated record. NCBI's taxonomy places the organism in Eukaryota, Fungi, Ascomycota, Sordariomycetes, Sordariales, Chaetomiaceae. Gene Ontology annotation, molecular function: oxidoreductase activity, acting on the CH-OH group of donors, NAD or NADP as acceptor. Bases 1 to 1092 code for a protein of 363 amino acids.